CGCAGUUGGGAUAACGCGAAGAAGAACAAGAACAAAACCGGGAAAUUAAAAGUAACAACAACGCAGAAAAAGAAAAGGAAAAACUGCCGAAUGACCGGAACAAAAACGUUUUUAUUCUGUAUAUGGAGACGCUUAUAUCACACAAAGAGCACAAUAGGAUGCUCAAGAUUGAUUUAAAUUGAUGCCCCGCAAAGUGGCAAAGACAGAGAAGCCUCCCCUGCAAUUCCUGGAGCGGCCUCUGAGUGGUGCCAGACUUCAAAAUGUGCCUGAAGUCAGAGCUGCAAUCAAUCCCAGAGAGUUUUUCUCACAGACCCACAGCACUUCUGCUCUCACUUCUUGGGUGGAUCCCCAGUUUGACAUCUCAUCUACAAGUGGGCCUCUUUUGAAACGAAGAAGAAGAAAAUGCCAGUCCGUCACAAGGAUUGUUGACACCUGUAACGAGUUCUCCAGGAAAACGGUGUGCAAAUAUCCCCGGUUAUCAUUUCAUGGGGCGCAGAGAGACAACUCCCACAAUCCAAGUGGACACCGCGCAAAGAAAGCUGCAGAGGUGACGUCCAAACCCAAUCAACCGCAGGGAUCACGCCAAAGCAAAAGGACAAAUUCACCUGCGCCUAAAAGACGAAGAAAUCCCCCAAAAUCCUCGGCUAGAGCUCCCAACGAACAUUUGAAUCAAACUGACAAUCAGCUAGAGGAGGUAACGGAGGAAAGCAGAACUCCACCUGGUGGGUGUAGCACCCCCGGCCCACCGCCUGACGUGGACACUCCAACGAUGAGGCAGGAAAGGAACAGUUGCCCCAUGUCUCCCCGUGUAUGUUCACUUUUGGCUCAACAUAGCUCCCCAAAGCAUCACCCGCAUCCUGAUAUUUUGGUAUCUGACACACCAGAGAGUGACUAUGGCGUGAAGGUGACAUGGAGGAGGAGAAAGAGCUUGAUGAUGAUGUUAAAAGAGAGGGGUCUACUGGAUUAGUCACCUCAGUUUAUCAUAUUGUUUUUUUUAACUUGAUUUUCUGUAAAAAAAAUAACCAUCCUUUAUUUUUUUUUUGCUUCACCCUCUUUUUAAAUGAUUGAUAUUUACUAUAAAAAUCAAAUGAAGAAUAAAUUACCCAAACUUCGUCUCUA
Oryzias melastigma (Indian medaka) is the source of this 1119-nucleotide messenger RNA. It is a transcript of the gene rhno1, whose product is annotated as RAD9-HUS1-RAD1 interacting nuclear orphan 1. The coding region runs from base 182 to 967 and encodes 261 amino acids. Gene Ontology annotation, biological process: DNA damage checkpoint signaling; cellular response to ionizing radiation; recombinational repair. The record is from RefSeq and is a predicted model, not a curated record. Lineage: Eukaryota; Metazoa; Chordata; Actinopteri; Beloniformes; Adrianichthyidae. The transcript has 3 exons. Gene Ontology annotation, cellular component: chromosome; nucleus.